UUUUUCAUUUCCUCAUGGUUUCUGCUUUGACCCAGAUAUAAAUAGGCUACUGUUUCUCAGACUGGAGAUUCUUCAUCUGCACCUCCAACACUGAGACGUCCAUCCAGACAAACACAACUGCACACAGAAAACACCAGCAACAGAGCAGAUUUAUCUACAAAGAUGUUGUCUGUGCUGUGCUUUGGAUUUCUGUUGAUAUGUCUGUCAACAAACCUGUUCCCCUGUGAAUCCAAAUCAGUGGGUAUGAUGUACAUACUGCAGGAUGGAGAAGCUCCUGAGAGACCUGACAGGAGUAACUACGUGGCUCGAAGCUGCAAAGAACUCAGAAACAAGUAUAAAAUCGAUGAAGAUGGCCUGUACUUUCUGACAACGGAGAGCGGGGUGGUCUACCAGACCUACUGUGACAUGACCACUGCAGGAGGUGGCUGGACACUGGUGGCCAGUGUGCACGAGAACAACAUGUAUGGGAAAUGCACUGUAGGUGACCGCUGGUCUAGCCAGCAAGGUAACAACCCCAACGUACCUGAUGGAGAUGGAAACUGGGCCAACACAGCCACAUUUGGAACUGCAGAAGCAGCUACCAGUGACGACUACAAGAACCCUGGGUAUUACGACAUUGUGGCUCAGGAUGUGUCUGUGUGGCAUGUUCCUAAUAACGCUCUGGUACAACAGUGGACUGCUGCUUCUAUCUUACGCUACCACACUGAAAACCGGAUUCUCAGCCUCCAUGGAGGGAAUCUUUUCAACUUAUUCAAGAAAUUUCCAGUGACAUAUGCAGCAGGGGUUUGCCGUACUAAUAACGGACCUACUGCCCCAGUGGUGUACGACUUUGGAAAUGAAGCCUCUACCAGGAACUUUUAUGGUCCCGACGUGAGAGGAGAGUUUGAGACUGGCUACAUCGCUUUCCGGGUGUUUAAUGUUGAGAAGGCAGCCAUGGCGAUCUGUUCUGGAGUCAGACCAACUGGCUGCAAUACAGAACAUUACUGUAUUGGUGGAGGAGGUCAUUUCCCAGAAGGUGCACCAAGACAGUGUGGAGAUUUUGCUUCUUUUGACUGGAAUGGAUACGGGACAAAUACAGCCGCCAGUGCGUCCCGAGAGAUCACUGAAGCUGCUGUGCUUCUUUUCUAUCGCUGAGACACAAAUCACACACUCAGCUUUCUCUUCUGCUUCUAUCGUGUAAUAAAGUUACAGAAUGUAAUAAUCAGUGAUUUAUUACAGUGAAAUUCAUUAGGUAGACCUAGAAGAAGAAAUCAAAGUAACCUGAAAAAGAUAACAUAACAUAUAUUAUGUUAUCUGGCAUUUCCAGAUUCGUCAGCGUAAUUAAUGAUGUGUUUUACCUACCAGCAGCUCAUUACAUCUUUAAAAUGGUUCAAACACAAGGGGGAUUACAGUCUACUUUGUUUUGUACUCAAUAACUGCAAUAAACAGGUGGGCGACUACA
Molecule: messenger RNA, 1441 nt
Organism: Colossoma macropomum (tambaqui)
Lineage: Eukaryota; Metazoa; Chordata; Actinopteri; Characiformes; Serrasalmidae
Product: intelectin-like
Exons: 8
Coding region: 163-1134 (323 amino acids)
Molecular function (GO): oligosaccharide binding
Source: RefSeq, a predicted model, not a curated record